CUGCCCACAAAGUUUCCGUCAUGAGGGUUAGGUUGACUACAAAAGGUGGUAGAGGGAGCAGUGCCAGACAUAGUAUUCAGAUUUUACUGCACAAUGAACAUGAUCCACGCAUUCUGCAUUUUAGUUUUCCUCCUGCAGCUCUCCUUCACAGGGGCUUCUGAGAGUGGCAUAGUUGAGGGGAAUGUUUCAAAGCCUCAUUCCCGACCCUACAUGGCAUCACUCCAGAUUCAGGGAAAACACACAUGUGGCGGGAUCCUUAUUCGUGAGGACUUUAUUCUGACUGUAGCACACUGUGAAAAUAAGCAGACCAUAACGGCAGUACUUGGAGCACACAACAUCAAAAAGAAAGAGGGAAGUCAGCAACGGAUAGAAGUGGCUAAGCUUCAUAUACAUCCAAAAUACAAAAAGGAAGGAUACCGUUAUGAUAUCUUGUUACUCCAGUUAAAAAACAAUGUCACGCUGAAUAAGUUUGUCAAGACCAUCGAACUGCCAAACAGUGAUGAAAACCUCCCCGCAAGAGUUAAAUGUGAGGUUGCUGGCUGGGGCCGAACUGGACAGAAAAAGCCUUCCUCAGAUGUCCUGAGAGAGGCUACGGAGAGCAUACAAUUCAACCAAGAGUGCAAAUACAUAUGGAAAGAUUCCUUUACUUCUAGUGAAAUGAUAUGCACCAAAUUUGACAAAAAGAAUGGAGGGGUUUGUCAGGGGGAUUCCGGUGGACCACUUAUCUGCAAAGGCAAGCCUCAAGGUCUUACGGCUUUUGUCUCUUUAUGUGAUUGUAAUGAUCCAAAGUAUCCCCAUGUCUUCACUAAAAUUAUAUCUUUUCUCCCCUGGAUUAAGGAAGUGAUGAAGAAAUAAAUGUAUUUAGCAUGAGCCACAAUUCAGAGGUAAAUUGCAUGGCUUAGUAAAACAACACAUUUGAGAAAGUCUUAUCUUGUUUUAAACAAAUAACAAACUUAAUGGGCAAAUAAUAUGUCAUGUGUUAAGGCAUUUUUAAAAAAUUCUUAGCUAAAAAUCUGUGACCAUGUUCAGAAAUAUUUAAUUUGUUUAUCUUUUUUUGUGUAGUUGAAAAAAAAAAAAAAACAGGUACUGAUAUUCAUGAAGCUAGAAUAUUUCAAUGUUUAGCGUGUGAAAACAAUUGUACAACAAAAAAAAGAAAUAAAACAUGUGUUGAUUUAA
Molecule: messenger RNA, 1176 nt
Organism: Eleginops maclovinus (Patagonian blennie)
Lineage: Eukaryota; Metazoa; Chordata; Actinopteri; Perciformes; Eleginopidae
Product: granzyme B-like
Exons: 5
Coding region: 94-855 (253 amino acids)
Biological process (GO): proteolysis
Molecular function (GO): serine-type endopeptidase activity
Source: RefSeq, a predicted model, not a curated record